Messenger RNA from Vicia villosa (hairy vetch), 541 nucleotides. RefSeq lists its product as uncharacterized. The record is from RefSeq and is a predicted model, not a curated record. Gene Ontology annotation, molecular function: zinc ion binding. The transcript has 2 exons. The coding region runs from base 113 to 493 and encodes 126 amino acids. Lineage: Eukaryota; Viridiplantae; Streptophyta; Magnoliopsida; Fabales; Fabaceae.
CAAACUCGGCCUCUUUUUCUUUUUUGUGUUUUUCAGAUUUAAGGGUGGCACACACUGAUCUACUUUCCUCUUCUUCUUUUUCUUCUGUGUUUCAUUGCAGUCCGUCCUUCCUAUGGCAUCUGAAGCAUUUAGCAUUUCAAGUAACAUCUCUCAUCCUAGGAGAAGAAGGCUGCAGUGUUAUUGUGGGUUGGACGCCCCCCUUGUUACUUCCUGGACAUCUCAGAAUCCAGGUCGAAGGUUCUAUGGUUGUGGGUUAUACAAGUUACAAGGAAGGAAAGGAUGUGCAUAUUUUGAGUGGUACGAUGAGCAACUGGAAGAACGUUCAAAUGAGGUCAUCAACUCAUUAUUGAAGAAAGUUAACAAAUUGAAGAAGGAAUUAUUGAUAAAGAAGACUGAUGACAAGUUGAAAAAGAAAGUCAAAUUUUUAGUUACAUUUUUGGUUUUGUCUUGGGUUCUGAUAUUAGUGUUGCUUCUAAAAAUUGUAGUUGGAUAAUGUAUUGUUGGUUGGAUAAUGUAUUGUUAGUGUAAUGAUAAUGUAAUA